Messenger RNA from Colletes gigas, 1161 nucleotides. RefSeq lists its product as uncharacterized. The coding region runs from base 260 to 1117 and encodes 285 amino acids. The transcript is spliced from 3 exons. The record is from RefSeq and is a predicted model, not a curated record. NCBI's taxonomy places the organism in Eukaryota, Metazoa, Arthropoda, Insecta, Hymenoptera, Colletidae.
UUGUAUUCGAUACGAUACGUAUGCAACAAUAAUAUUUAAGAGCAUUCGGCAACAAUGCUUAAAAUAUAAUUAUUACUAACUGUAUUUAUUUAGUUUUUAUAUAAUAAAUAAUUACGUGAUUUUUAUAACAGUUCUUCUAUUCGAUUAUAAACAGGCGUAGGAUAACCUCCAUUAAAGUAACAAGCGUCAAAGUUACUUUAUUUUGUAAUAAUGUUAGCAUUCGUUGAUUCGUAACAGAAUUUGUUUGUCGCUGCGUAUAAUGGAACUUUCGAACGAUGUACAAGUUGAUAAUCCGUUAUUGUUAAAUAAGGACUUUUUACAAAUUUCGUGCAACUGGCAAAUGAAUAACAAUAAACAAUUUCACGAUGCCUUCACCGUAGCAGCUCCGUCUCAAGAAUUUGAGAAGACCAAUUUUGACGAUAUUGUUUCCUUGGAUACGUGUAUAUCUUUACAACCGAUUAAAUCCAACGAGCCAUGCAUGUUGAAUAUAAAAUUGACUAAUCGACAAAGGAUAUCUCGUAUCGCCAUAGUUUCAGAGGCAUAUGUGUUAGAAUUUUUUAAAGAAUUUGGAGAAUACGAAACAACAAAAUUUGCAGAACUUGUAGAUGAAUUUGAGGAUAAUUUCGUUUAUUUUGCGGAAGCAACAAUUUUCCCAUCUGCCACGGAAGCUAGUAUUAAGUUUACAAAAAUGAAGAGCAAAAAUUCAGUCAUAUGGAUAUAUGGUAUAAAGCUCUAUUUAACAGAGUGUACUAACGAGUCUAAAAAUUCCCUAACGGACAUUUUUAAUCCUGAAAUAAUUAAAAAUUUUCUAACCAAACUUACUUUGAAUAACGAAGAACGUAAUGCCUCUACCGAUGUCAAAUCAUAUUGUAAGAAUGUUUUAAGUUCGUCGAAAAAUAGAAGUAGUAAUAAAGAAAGUAAUGAACCAGAGACGGCACAGUGUAUGAGCGAAAAUGCAGUAUCGGAUGAUAUUAUUCAUCUUAAAAUUUACAUCGACAAUAAAUUUUAUGAUAUGGAGACAAAAGUAAUGAAAAGAAUCGAAGAAAUGGAACAGAAGACCAAUCAGAAACUCGAUAUCAUAUUAAAACAAUUAGAAUCACAAUUUAGCAUUAAGUGAUAAUCACUUCAUACGAUUUAAAUGUACAAAAUACAUUUGUAAAU